Molecule: messenger RNA, 1035 nt
Organism: Ficedula albicollis (Collared flycatcher)
Lineage: Eukaryota; Metazoa; Chordata; Aves; Passeriformes; Muscicapidae
Exons: 3
Coding region: 163-1035 (290 amino acids)
Source: RefSeq, a predicted model, not a curated record
AGGUCCCAGUGCCAGUCCCAGAGCAACCAGCAGGGUUUCCCCAGCCCUGUCUGGUUGAGGCAGCCAGGCACUGCGGGUGUUUGCAGCACUGAGGGUUAUGACACCAGCAACAGAGAGCAGCUGCCAAUCCUCAGCUCUCCCCAUGUGCUGCAGAGGCCAAAUAUGACCGCAGAGAUGGAUGGUAACUGUGCCAUCUGCCAGGACACCUGGGAUGACGUGGCUUCUGCUCUGCCCUGUGGCCACCUUUUCUGCCAGGUCUGCAUCCUGCAGUGGGCACAGAUAAAUCCUGUGUGCCCACUCUGCAGAAGAAUGAUAGACACUGUCAGGUGUUCUGACAACACAGACAAGUCUCUGGAGAUUGUCAUCACAGCCCCUGAGCAGCUGCCAGCAGCCACGAGCCACGCAGGGAGAGCUCCCGGUGGCCAGGAUGAGAACAGCCCUCAUCCCCCUGUGCUGCCCCAUUCCUCUUCUCCUCAAGAGACACCACCCAGAGCUGUCGGCGGUGUCCUGCCUGAGGUCUGGGCACGACUUUUCCGUCGACAACGGGAACUUCUGGACCCUGUGCGGACUUGGCUGCGCCAAAGGACAGAGACCGUGUGUGGGGAGCUGUGGUGGCUGGCAGAGAGCUGCAUCCUGUACAUGCUCUGUGUGUAUGGGCCACACCAGGAGAUCAUGAUCGAGGGUUUGCGGAGUGUCCUGGAGGAGCACACAGUGCCACUGGUCCAGGACACCAUCGACAUCAUUGUGAGACACUGCAGCUCGGGGGCCCAGAGGCUGCUGCGCUCCAGUGCUGCUGCGGAUGAGAAUGACAGCCCAGCAGCCAGCAGCAGCUCCAGCUCCAGCUCCAGCUCCAGCUCCAGCUCCAGGCAGGACCGGCCCCAGCAGGAGCCAGAGCAAGAGGUGAUGUUGGCAGGUUCAUCUGCCCAGAGCAGCAGGCCCAGAUCUCCUGAUCCUCAGCAUCCCCCAAAGAAAAGGGCGCCUGAGCCCCAGGACUCUCCCCCCACCUGCAAGAGGUCUCCCCGCCAGCAGAAUUAA